Messenger RNA from Fomitopsis serialis, 754 nucleotides. RefSeq lists its product as uncharacterized. Lineage: Eukaryota; Fungi; Basidiomycota; Agaricomycetes; Polyporales; Fomitopsidaceae. Gene Ontology annotation, biological process: mitochondrial respiratory chain complex IV assembly. Bases 204 to 461 code for a protein of 85 amino acids. The record is from RefSeq and is a predicted model, not a curated record. Gene Ontology annotation, cellular component: mitochondrial inner membrane; mitochondrion. The transcript is spliced from 6 exons.
CUGAUCAGCGCAGCGCUCACUGCUCGAGUCUCGCUCAUCCUUAUACCGACCGUGUGCGGGAUCGCUGUAGACCGCAUUAUCUCCAUCUCCAAACUCAAACUAGGCGUGUAUCUUCUGCCUCAACGUCUAACUGCCACAGCCUUGCGGUGGGCUCCGAGAACUCAUAUCAACAAACUGGCAGCAGUGGAGUGUGGAAAAGCACCAUGGGCGGACCUAAUCUCGAAGUCUUCAAGUUCGCUGUCUACGUCUUCUUCCCCGUGGCCAUGAUGCUGCAUUAUGGCGACCCAGAAUGGUACCGAAAGCACGUCUUGACGUACAAAGACAGAAUAUUUCCGCCGGAUGAGCGUCUCGUUACGAAAUUGCCAACGGACCAGAGUGCACUGAGGGACGAGCUUGCGAAGAUACGUGCGCGAAAAGCGGAACGGCGAGCGGAGAGGGAGCGGGAGGAACGCUCAAGCUAGGACGUGAUGCACGAAGUAGCAUCUACGUCGGUCUACGGCCUCGAAGGUGACAUGUUAUUUGGAUCAUCAUCCACAUGUCUGUAUAACGCACCCGCUCUGCACAUUGUACCUAUACAUCUAGCAUGCAUUGCAAACCCCCACUGCUCGCCAUUGCUCUGCAUCCUCUAGCCUAUCGGCUAGGAUACUGAACGAUCUCUUGACUAGAAAGCUUGAUUCCUAUCUGUUCUAGUCGGGCGUCGUCUCUAUCAAUCAUUCUGUAAGUAGCUUACCAUUUGAUUCCAUAUUGUUAGACC